Messenger RNA from Cladophialophora bantiana CBS 173.52, 2214 nucleotides. RefSeq lists its product as uncharacterized. Gene Ontology annotation, biological process: DNA-templated transcription. The coding region runs from base 1 to 2214 and encodes 737 amino acids. The record is from RefSeq and is a predicted model, not a curated record. NCBI's taxonomy places the organism in Eukaryota, Fungi, Ascomycota, Eurotiomycetes, Chaetothyriales, Herpotrichiellaceae. Gene Ontology annotation, molecular function: DNA binding; zinc ion binding. The transcript is spliced from 5 exons.
AUGCUUCUUGCUGCCUGGUGUCAAUGCGAAGCGAGACCCAUCGAGAACCGACACCUCGUCACCUGCCAGGGCUAUACUGACCUUUCCUUCUGCAGCGUCUUUCGCAUUCCACCUGCUCCUCGUCGUCGGAAACGCAAGACCCGAGAAGACGAUGUCGUCGCUCGCUUGAAACACUACGAGGACUUGCUUCGUGAUCAAGGCAUCGAUCCAACCACCCCAUCUACUACUCCCAGCAAAGUUGACACGACCUCUCCCCUUGACGAUGGGGACAACUCCAGUACGUCGAUAUCUAAGCCCGCAGAGCCUCCGUGGACGUCGGGUUCACUCCAAGGGAGAUUGAUCACUGACCAGGGGAGAUCUCGAUUCAUUCAAAAUAAACUAUGGACUACUGUCAGCGAAGAGCUCCAUCACAGCAGAGAUGUCAUUCAGGAUACUGAGAGCGAGGAUGAAUUGGAUGCUCUUGACGACACGACUGACUUCGUCCUCGGGGUGACACCAUACCCCACUCAGACAUCGAGCCUGCACCCAAGUCCCGAUCAUAUGUUCAAACUGUGGCAGAUUUUCCUCACAAACGUCAAUCCUUUGGUAAAGAUCGUCCAUCAACCCACCCUACAGCGAACUCUUGAGGACGCCAUUCAGGACAUAGACCAUAUACCCCGUGGGCUUGAAGCCCUCAUGUUUGCUAUCUACGGUGCCGCUGUCCUUUCCAUGCGGAAUGGCGAAUGUGAAGCAAUUUUUGGCGAGCCUCGUGCAAGUUUACAAUCUAGGUACAGGUUAGGAAUCCGCCGGGCUUUGACAAAGGCACGAUUUAUGGCGACUUCCGAUAUUGUCGUCCUGCAAGCACUCGUCAUCUAUCUUCUCACUACGCGCCAAGUCUUGGACGCUCGCACCUUAUGGACGCUAUCAGGCGUUGCAAGUCGUAUAGCUCAAGGCUUGGGCGUGCAUCGAGACGGCACCGUCCUUGGCCUUCCUCCUUUUGAGACGGAAAUGCGCCGCCGGCUUUGGUGGCAAAUCAACCUGCUUGACUUCCGGGCGGCUGAGCUGAGUGGUUUUGGCGGCAUGUCGGAAGUCAACUGGUGGAACACAAAGGUGCCGUCAAACGUCAAUGACGUGGAUAUUUGGCCAGGCAUGAAAGAACCCCCUGUUGAGCACACUCGGCCCACUGAGAUGGUGGUCUGCUUGCUUCAUUAUUCAGUCGGCGCCUUCUGGAGGCGAAAGCUCUUGCAAGCAGGCACUGCCGAAGAGGACCUUACGCGAGCUCUGCAACGCUGGGUAGCAACAAAAACGAUGCCCGAAAAGGAUGCGUUCGUUGAUGAAUUCCAGGCUGACUUGGAAGAAAAGGUGUUGAGAUAUUGUGACCCUGCCAUGCCACUCGAGAUGAUGGCUUUGAUCAUUGGGCGUACAAUGUGCAAAGGUAUCAGAUUCAUGGCGCACCACCCUCGGCGCUACCCAAGCGAGAAAGAUAUCCCUGACAGUGAACGCCAAUUUCUAUGGACAACAAGCAUGGCGUUGAUGGAGGCCGAUAACCUUGCCCAUUCCCAUCGAUCGCUGCAAAGAUUCAGCUGGCACAUCGACGCCGGGUUUCAGUGGCAUUCCUUCAUAUUUGCGCUGGGAGAGCUCAUAGCCCGGCCAACUGGCGACGGCAAGGACGAUGCUUGGAUUCAGAUUGAGGACAUCUUUAAGAACCAUCCAUCCUUCGUCUCCGACCAAAAAAAGCCGCUUCACAUCGCGAUCGGCAAUUUGUGCUUGAAGGCAUGGCGAGCCCGCGAAAAGGCACAAGUAGAAAAUCCCCAGGGGUUGUCGUGGCUGGAUACUCCGCAAUUCAUUCUACAGCUUCGCAAACAGCGAGAGGUUCAGGAGCGGAAGGUCGAUGCUAGUCGAGCUUCCGCAUCACAGCCGAAUCCUAUCACUCAGGCUGAAGACACGAACCCGAUGAGAGAGUCGCUGCCCCCCAAUACUUCGGCCGCAGAGAGCCUGCCCAGCGUCCAGCAAUUUGAAGAGCCGGCCACUACAUUAGAUUCUACCUUUUCAGCGCAUGACUUCUCUGUUAUGGACAAUAUGGCCAUGGACUGGCAAAGAUGGGAUACCCUCCUUAACGAUUUCGAGUUGCUCACACAGCCCUCCACCAUGAAUCCCGGGCACUUGCAGCACCUCGGACAGUACGGGCAACAAGGCUAUUCAUGGCCGUUGUCGCAGAUUUAUGACAACCCAUGA